GUGUGUGUGUGUGUGUGUGUGUGACGUCACGGUCGUUUCUUCAGGUUAUGGCGGAGCUGAACUCUUCAAACUUUCUCUGAAGUGAGUGCUAGAGGCUAUUGUAAUGGAGCAGCUUCAGGGAGCGUGGAGAUCCGUCACUAACGGUCUGGGAAUGAAGGAGUCUGUGUUUGAGAGCUCAUGUGUGUCUCCUGUGAUCCAAGGGGUGCCAUGUGUGCACCGCUCCUCGAACGACUCCAGAGCCAGCCGCACCAUCCGAGUCUUCCUGCCCAACCAGCAGCGGACCGUGGUGAAUGUGCGUCCAGGCAUGACGCUCCACAGCUGUCUGAUCAAAGCGCUGAAGGUUCGAGGGCUCCAGCCGGAGUGCUGCGCUGUCUUCAGUCUCCAUCCGGGACAGAGAAGCAAGAAGUCUCGUAUGGACUGGAACACAGACUCUACCUCACUCAUUGGGGAGGAACUUCUAGUGGAGGUUUUGGAUCAUGUUCCCUUAACUACACACAAUUUUGUUAGAAAAACAUUUCUGAAAUUGGCUUUCUGCGACAUAUGUCAGAAGUUCCUGUUAAAUGGUUUCCGUUGCCAAACAUGUGGCUACAAGUUCCACGAGCACUGCAGCACAAAAGUGCCCACAAUGUGUGUCGACUGGACAAACAUCAGACAACUUCUAUUGUUUCCGACUCCUGGUGAAGGUGGGACUCCAUAUCUACCUGCAUUUACAUCUCGGAGAAUGAGGGAAUCCCUGACGAGGAUCCCUAGCAGCUCUGUGCACAGACAUUCAAACCCUCACGUCUUCAAUUUCACCAGCGCUUACCCCCCGUCUGGAGCGGCUCUGACGCAGAGACUGCGCUCCACCUCCACACCCAACGUCUGCACCACAGUGGCUGUCGACAGCAGCCAGAUUGAGCUCGACACGUCUCUGAGCUCCUGGUGCCCUCAGCAGUUUGGUCUGAAGAGAAGAGAUGCCAUACGUAUUCACAGCUCAGCUAGCAGUUCUCCAAAUCAGAGCCCCACAGGCUGGAAUCAACCCAACAUACCCACCGUGGCCCAGAGAGAGCGGGCACCGUCCCUUAACCCUCAGGAGAAAGUUAAAAUUCGGCCGAGGGAUAAGAGAGACUCCAGCUAUUACUGGGAGAUUGAAGCUAACGAGGUCAUGCUGCUGAACAGGAUUGGCUCGGGCUCCUUUGGAACCGUAUACAAAGGGAAAUGGCACGGUGAUGUGGCUGUGAAGAUAUUAAAAGUCACCAACCCAACACCGGAGCAGUUUGAAGCCUUCCGCAAUGAGGUGGCGGUUCUUAGGAAAACCAGACAUGUCAACAUCCUGUUGUUCAUGGGCUACAUGACAAAAGAGAAUCUUGCGAUUGUGACGCAGUGGUGUGAAGGCAGCAGUCUCUACAAACACCUCCAUGUGCAAGAGACCAACUUCCAGAUGUUUCAGCUGAUAGAUAUCGCCAGACAGACCGCUCAGGGCAUGGACUAUCUGCACGCAAAAAACAUCAUCCACCGCGACAUGAAAUCAAACAACAUCUUCUUACAUGAAGGCCUGACAGUGAAGAUUGGAGAUUUUGGACUGGCCACUGUGAAGGCCAGGUGGAGCGGUUCUCAACAGGUGGAGCAAACCUCGGGAUCUAUUUUAUGGAUGGCUCCUGAGGUGAUCCGGAUGCAGGACAGCAACCCGUACAGCUCCCAAUCAGAUGUGUAUUCUUAUGGCAUUGUGCUGUUUGAAUUAAUGACAGGGGAGCUGCCCUACUCACAGAUAGCGAACCGAGAUCAGAUCAUUUACAUGGUUGGUCGGGGAUAUCUGUCUCCAGACCUCAGUAAGCUCUAUAAGAGUUGUCCUAAAGCCAUGAAGAGACUGGUGGCUGACUCUAUCAAGAAGUCCAAGGACGAGAGGCCACUUUUCCCGCAGAUUCUGUCCUCCAUUGAGCUGCUGCAGCAUUCGCUGCCCAAAAUCAACCGCAGCGCCUCUGAGCCCUCGCUGCACAGAGCGUCACAGAGUGAAGACAUCAACUCCUUCACGCUCACCUCCAUGAAGCUGCCUGUGUUUUAGAAGCCAAAUACUAUUGCUUUGAGCUGCUACAAGGCCAUUUAUAGAAUUUGUGACUGAUAAACCGAAUGACUGAAACCAGAGUUGCAAACCAGAAUAAGAAGGGAUCUCUUGAAAUUUCAGCUGGAGAGCUCCAUUCGUAGCUGAUGUUGAUCUCAGAAAUGAAGGCUGUUUCCUGUGUUUGCAAGCUAGUGACAGAUGCACUUUGACAAUGAGAUUAUAAGUACACAAGCCCUCAGUUUUAUGUGUCUGAAGAGAUGCUGCCGUCAAUGCUCAAAGGAUAGUGUUUGAAUAUACACAAAAAGAGCUUCAUGAUUUAGUCAGUAUUGAGCUGUCAUUGAACGCUGUUCAUUAUUAAGAUACCACAUAGUCUUACACAAUUUGAGCUCUAUUUUGUGAUUUUGUCAAGUAUUUUGAAUGUUAUUGACUGAGUACAUACUGUUAAUCAACUAUUUUAAUAAAAUUAAGUUAAAUACCCUU
Onychostoma macrolepis is the source of this 2518-nucleotide messenger RNA. RefSeq names its product Raf-1 proto-oncogene, serine/threonine kinase a (gene raf1a). Gene Ontology annotation, cellular component: plasma membrane; mitochondrion; cytosol. NCBI's taxonomy places the organism in Eukaryota, Metazoa, Chordata, Actinopteri, Cypriniformes, Cyprinidae. The record is from RefSeq and is a predicted model, not a curated record. Bases 104 to 2041 code for a protein of 645 amino acids. The transcript has 18 exons. Gene Ontology annotation, molecular function: protein kinase activity; ATP binding. Gene Ontology annotation, biological process: signal transduction; protein phosphorylation.